Messenger RNA from Agrilus planipennis (emerald ash borer), 1588 nucleotides. RefSeq lists its product as uncharacterized. The coding region runs from base 63 to 1490 and encodes 475 amino acids. The transcript has a single exon. Lineage: Eukaryota; Metazoa; Arthropoda; Insecta; Coleoptera; Buprestidae. The record is from RefSeq and is a predicted model, not a curated record.
CGAAGAACAAUCCCUGAAUUUCACACUCACCCAGUGUGUGUCAGUGCGUGAAUGAGUAUAACAUGUCUCCACGAUGUCAAGUUCUACCCUUACAGAAAUUGUGUUGUAACACAGUGGCCACUCAAUUGACACAGGCGGUAUGUGACGAUGAAGAACUGGAUUACGAAACGUUACAAUCAUACAUACGAGAUUCAACGUAUGAAGUCCUGCAGGAUCUUCUCAAUCUGGUGCUGGCAUCUUGCUGCAUGGAUGCUUCCAUAAGAUUCAAUUGUCUUCAGCUUCUUUUGAGGGAGGACGUGAAGCGGCUUGAAACAGAUGUAUUUCCACACAAUUAUUACGAAAAUAUUUUGAAAACCAUCCUGGAGAAGGGAACCGGUCUAACCUACUUGAAUCUCAAAGGGAUUUGGGCAAGGGAGAAUCUCAGUUUACUGUGUGAUAUAGUAAAAGGAUUGAAGAAAUUGAAAACUUUCGUCGUUCCGCACAUUGCUGAUGACCAACUGUUGAAUGCCAUUGGAACAUACGGAAACCUCACGUGUUUGGAUGUGUCCGGUGAGUGUUCAUUUACGUCAUCAAAUUUGGUCAAGUUCAAAAGUCAAAGCCUCAAAAUUUUAAGUAUUGGAAACUUUGGCAAAAAAGAUGUAUGUCAAGAUGAACAGGAUUCCAUUGAAACAAUCUCCAAGCUGGUCCAGAACUUGCCCAAUCUGAUCGCUUUACAGACGUUUUCGUUCACGGGAAAUGCUCUGUCAAGGGUUUACGAAAAAAAUUCAAACUUCCGUACAAAAUUGGAAUAUAUCCACGACACACUUACUACGGAAGAUACAUGCGAAGCCAUUGUCAAGACAUGCCCUAAUUUGAAAAGCGUCUACUUGGACACCCCAUUAAAGAACACACUUAAAGUUCUUUCAACUUUAAAAUCGUUACAUACACUAAAAUUAAGCAAACCACUCUACGAAGAACUGAUGGGUUACUUAGAAAAAUCAGGAUAUCAAAUACAAGUCUUAAAGCUUAUUAGCGUGAAAGAAAACGUUGUCGAUUUGGGAGAAAUUUGCAAAAAUGCGCCAAAUCUGCAAACACUGGAAUGCUUCAAAAUGAGCCUAACCAGCACAAAAAUCGAUUACUAUUUCAUGCACUUGGAAUCAGUGGAUCUGUCCUAUUGUAACACCAGCAAUUUUAUACUGCGAUUUCUUUUAAUGAACAGCCCGAAAUUAAGGCGACUUGUGAUCGGUGAUGGUAUAAAAUUUAACGAUGACGACAUGUUUCGAUUAUGUUCAGAAUGUGAGCUCUUAGAAUUAGAAGAAGUAUGGUUUGCUUCGGCAAAAUGCUUAACGUUAACGUCGGUGGAACUGUUAAUGACCCAUUGUCCGAAAUUGAAAGUUUUGGGGCAAAUUACUGAAUGGGAUAUCAAUCCUAACGAUGUAAACUUCUUGAAGGCCGUCAUUGCUUCAACAAACACUCAACUGAUACUACUAUCCAGAGAAAGAAUUUAUUGAAUAUAAAUACGUAAUUUAUUGUAAAUAACAUUAAAUUUAUAUCGGUACAUAUUUCUACUGUACCUAAUGAAGUUUAUUAUUAAAUUAUUUUUAUUAUA